AUGAGCCUGCUCGGGAGCUACCGGAAAAAGCCGGGCGGUGACGGCUAUGAAUCGUUGCAGCUGGUGGACAGCGGCGCUGACGGCGGCGGAGCAGCGGCCGAGCGCGGGGCCGGCGCGGCGGCGGCGGCGGGGACGGGGCCGGGCGGCCGGAGCCCGGCGCGGCACCAGCAGCAGCAGCAGCCGCAGCCCGGCAGCACCAUGGACAGCUCAGGUGCCUCAUCACCAGACAUGGAGCCCAGCUAUGGGGGAGGCUUGCUAGAUAUGGUGAAAGGAGGAGCAGGGAGACUCUUCAGCAAUUUGAAGGAUAACCUGAAGGAUACCCUGAAAGAUACAUCUUCAAAGGUCAUGCAGUCUGUUGCCAGUUACACCAAGGGAGAGCUAGAUAUUUCAUACAUUACCUCAAGAAUCAUAGUGAUGUCUUUCCCGGCUGAAGGCGUUGAGUUGGGGUUCAGGAACCACAUUGAAGAUGUGAGGACGUUUCUGGACUCCAGACAUCCCGACCACUACACCGUCUUCAACUUGUCACCCAAGUACUAUCGCAGUGCCAAGUUCCACAACCGGGUGUCUGAAUGUAGCUGGCCAGUACGACAGGCACCCAGUCUGCACAACCUCUAUGCUGUCUGUAAGAACAUGCACAACUGGCUACAGCAGAACCCCAAAAACGUCUGUGUCAUCCACUGCAUGGAUGGUCGCGCAGCCUCCGCCGUUCUGGUCAGUGCGAUGUUCUGUUUCUGUCACCUCUUCUCUAAUCCAGGCCCUGCUAUGCAGUUGCUGAACACAAAGAGACCUGGAAUUGUACUGUGGCCAUCUCACAGGAGAUACAUAGGAUACAUUUGUGAUCUAAUAGCAGACAAGCCCAUUGUUCCUCACUGCAAACCACUUACCAUCAAGUCAGUCACCCUCAGCCCAGUGCCCUGUUUCAACAAGCAACGGAAUGGCUGCCGGCCCUUCUGCGACAUCCUCAGCGGAGAAACCCGCAUCCUCACCACCUCCCAGGAGUACGAAAGGAUGAAAGAAUAUCGUGUGCAAGAAGGGAAAGUCCUGAUUCCACUGGGAGCCACUGUCCAUGGAGAUGUUGUUGUUUCUGUCUACCAUAUGAGAUCAACCAUUGGGGGACGCCUUCAAGCAAAAAUGACCAACACACAAAUAUUCCAAAUUCAAUUUCACACUGGAUUCAUAGCCCUGGGAACAACCACCCUGAAAUUCACCAAGCCUGAGCUGGAUGCCUGUGACUCUCCAGAUAAAUAUCCUCAGCUCUUUCAUGUUAUACUGGACAUAGAAAUACAAUCUGCUGACAGACAAACGGAAUUAACUCCCCCAUGGGAGAACUUCACGACAAAAGACAUCAACCCAACCAUUCUCUUCUCCUCCCAUCAGGAGCAUCAGGACACCCUUGCUUUGGCAGGUAGAGGUGCCACUGAUUCACCCCAGGAUAACAUAAGAAACGUUGGACAGAGUGCAUUCUUCUCAUCUCUCAGCUGGCAAGAUCAGAAAUCUGACAAAAGUAGCUCUCACCCCACCUCAGAGGACCGAGCAGCGUUGGUGCACGAGGAAAGCGAGCAGUCAGAUGACGAACUCUUGUCCCUUUCCAGUCAGCACAGUAAUGCCAGCGGUGACAAGCCUCACGGGACGCCCAAACACAGCAAAAAGCACCAGGAGCCUCCAGCAGCUCCUCCUCCCGAAGACGUGGACCUGCUGGGCCUGGAUGGUAGCCCUAUGAGCAAGAGCUUUCCCUCGCAGCCCAGCGCGGCCCCGUCUAACUCAGACCUGCUGAAUGAUUUGUUUGGGGUGGGAGGGCCGAGCUGCCAGGCUCCAAGUGGGCAGCCCUCUGCCGAGGAGGUUUUCCCCGUGGGGGCACCUGGAUCCGUGCACUCCACUCCCCGGCGCUCCGCAGCUUCUGCGUCCCCGUCCCCAUCCCCGAGGGUGGCAGAAGCCACUGCCUUUGAUCCAUUUGGAAGUAGCCCUAAGCAAACUGGUCCAGACCUCCUGGGUUCCUUUCUUGGUUCAUCGGCUGUCCCUGGUGAUCCUUUCCUUCAAGCAACAAGAAGCCCUUCACCAACUGUGCACAGCGAUCCCUUUCACAUGGCUUCUAGCACACCAACGGUUUCCAUACAACCAGAUGUUUCGGGUGGUUGGGACUGGCCCAACAAACCAGGUGGCCUAGGAAUGGGAAGCAAGUCAGCUGCCACCAGUCCUACAGGAUCCCUCCACAGUACUCCUACUCAUCAGCCUAAACCCCAAACGCUGGAUCCAUUUGCUGAUCUGGGCACUCUUGGAGCAAGUUUAGCAGGUGGCCCUUCGUUUGCCAGUAAGCCCACCACGCCGACGGGCAUGGGUGGAGGAUUCCCACCCUCGCCACAGAAACCCUCUCCCCAGCCCAUGGGCGGCAGCGGUUGGCAGCAAGGAGCUGGCUAUGGCUGGCAGCAGGCAGCAACCAAAGGCCAGCCCAGCAUGCCUCAUGCCUCCCCUCAGAACAAGCCCAAUUACAACGUGAGCUUCUCAGCCAUGCCGGGAGCGCCAAGCGAGCGUGGAAAAGGCCCAGCUAACGUGGAUUCAAAACCAAAAGUGUCUGCAGAUUUUGAAGAUCUAUUAUCUGGUCAAGGUUUUAAUGCUCACAAGGACAAGAAGGGUCCCAAAACAAUAGCUGAGAUGAGAAAAGAAGAAAUGGCUAAGGAGAUGGACCCUGAGAAGCUAAAAAUCCUGGAAUGGAUUGAAGGGAAGGAGAGAAAUAUAAGAGCCCUGCUGUCCACCAUGCAUACAGUCUUAUGGGCAGGGGAGACCAAGUGGAAACCUGUUAGUAUGGCAGAUCUUGUUACGCCAGAGCAGGUGAAGAAGGUCUACCGGCGGGCAGUGCUUGUCGUGCAUCCCGACAAGGCUACUGGGCAGCCAUAUGAACAAUAUGCAAAGAUGAUAUUUAUGGAGCUUAAUGAUGCCUGGUCAGAAUUUGAAAACCAAGGACAAAAACCCUUGUAUUAGGUACUUUCUCAGUCCCCACCACAGACCUGUGCUAGUGCUUAUUUAGUCUCUUGUCACAAAUGUCACGGAUCAACCAAACUCUGGCUGGAAACUCAGAGGUUUCAGAAAACAAAGAGCCUAAUACUUACCAUGAAGAACAAGAGAAAGGUUUCCUUCUCCUUGUAUCAAGAAUCCUGAGCUCAGAGGAACUCUAGCUGCCUGGCUUGCCCCAUGAGAGCCACGGGGUUACAGUUUCUUCUAACUUUUGUGAUUUUCUUUGGAUUCAAGUAGGGCAAGAG
Colius striatus (speckled mousebird) is the source of this 3254-nucleotide messenger RNA. It is a transcript of the gene DNAJC6, whose product is annotated as DnaJ heat shock protein family (Hsp40) member C6. The record is from RefSeq and is a predicted model, not a curated record. Lineage: Eukaryota; Metazoa; Chordata; Aves; Coliiformes; Coliidae. The transcript is spliced from 19 exons. Gene Ontology annotation, molecular function: phosphatidylinositol-3,4,5-trisphosphate 3-phosphatase activity. Gene Ontology annotation, biological process: dephosphorylation. Gene Ontology annotation, cellular component: cytosol. Bases 1 to 2976 code for a protein of 991 amino acids.